This is a messenger RNA of Pyricularia oryzae 70-15, 354 nucleotides long. RefSeq lists its product as uncharacterized. The record is from RefSeq and is a predicted model, not a curated record. Bases 1 to 354 code for a protein of 117 amino acids. The transcript has a single exon. NCBI's taxonomy places the organism in Eukaryota, Fungi, Ascomycota, Sordariomycetes, Magnaporthales, Pyriculariaceae.
AUGGGCGCUCAUGCAGGCGUUACGCGACCCCAAGCUCUACUUUUUGUCGUGCAGCAAAUGUCGCUCAUCACGGCUCAGUCCUACAACAACUUCUUGUCCUCCAUUGUUGGCACGCUCGGGUACGCUCGCACCAGGACGCUGCUCCUCACAGCUGCUCCCUACUUGCUCGCCUUCAUCCUGUCGCUGGUGGCCUCCUUCCACGUGGCCCACGUCCCACAGCGCGCCUGGCACAUCGCCUGCACGAUGAUUGCGCUGGUUGGGAACAUGCUAGCCCUACAGCCUCUGCGUGUCCUGGAUAAGAGCGACGCUGCCCCGGCCGUGGAACCAAGCGCGCAGCGUCUCUGGCCAUUGUAA